AUCGAUCGCGGAUAAACAGUCUCACAGGGGAAGGAAGAAGGACGUGUGGUUGUAUCGCAAUUCCGGGCUUUUAUGUUGCAUCAGAACGCGUUUACACUUCACAGAUAAAACGAUUAAGACACCCCCUGCGUGAGUACCUGUCAAUCCGCGUUAAAACGCGUCUGAGGAGUUUUAACUCGUUUACUGAUGGACUGACAGACGGAUCAUCCUCAGACGACGCAAUCGGAUUUUAGUUCACAUUUUACCUCAUUCUCUCAAGUCAAAGCCUGUGUUUUCCCUCAGGAUGACUUCAAGUGGACAAUUAAGACAUGCAGAGCUGUGAACAGUGUUGACCGGCGGCGUCUGGACAAACAUGGAGCCUUGUGCCGAGUCUCAGGGAGAUCCUGAGAGAGCUCAGCAUCAUGCAGAGAGCAGAGAAAACCCUGUCACCCCAGCUGCCUUAAUGCCUGGUGAUGAUGCUGCGCUUCUGACCCCAGGAAGGAUGAGCCAGCGUGGGAAGGAGGCGGGGCUUCACACACCCAGUAAAGACCUGCUCACAAGCCCCUCCCUCAGCCCCGGCGUCAGCUACAGUCACGGUUUUGAUCGUGGCAAAGAGGAAACCCUGCCUCUGAAAGAAGACUCCUCACACUCCAUAUCCAAGAGCAAGUCAGAAACCAAGCUGUAUAAUGGCUCAGAUAAGGACAUAUCGGCGUCUGGAAACAAGCUUACUAAGAAGGAGUCUCUCAAGGUGCAAAAGAAGAACUACAGGGAAGAGAAGAAGCGUGCCACUAAAGAGCUGCUGAGCACCAUCACUGAUCCGUCUGUCAUCGUCAUGGCCGACUGGCUCAAGAUCCGCGGCACGCUGAAGAGCUGGACCAAGUUGUGGUGUGUGCUGAAGCCAGGCGUCCUGCUCAUCUAUAAAACCAAUAAAAACGGCCAGUGGGUCGGCACCGUCCUGCUCAACGCCUGCGAGCUCAUCGAGAGACCCUCCAAGAAGGACGGCUUCUGCUUCAAGCUCUUCCACCCGCUCGAGCAGUCCAUCUGGGCCGUCAAGGGUCCUAAAGGAGAAGCUGUGGGCUCCAUCACUCAGCCGUUACCCAGCAGCCACCUGAUCUUCAGAGCGGCUUCAGAGUCGGACGGCCGCUGCUGGAUGGACGCUCUUGAACUGGCUCUGAAAUGCUCGAGUUUGCUGAAGCGAACGAUGAUCCGAGAGGGAAAAGAGGAGAUGACGCAGACCGCAGAGCACUCGCAAAUCAACUUCUACAGUCUGCUGAGGGCACACAACAUGCAGGGCUUUCAGUUUAACGACAGCGACCAGUUUAAGGAUCCGGACCUGUACUCGGAUAAAUCGGACCGUGAGAACGAGCAGGAGCAGGAGGAGUGGGACAACGAGGUGCUGGAGAAAAGUGAGGAGAGCGACAGCGACACGUCAGAGCGACAGGACGACUCGUACCUCGACCUGGAUCCCAACGAGACGCUGCGGGAAACCUCGUACAUCGAGCAGAGCCACGAGGAGCUGGGAGAGGCAGGCGAAGAGUCCCAGACAGAAACGGUAUCAGAGGAGAAUAAAUCUCUGAUCUGGACUCUCCUGAAGCAGGUUCGGCCCGGCAUGGACCUGUCUAAAGUGGUGCUGCCCACCUUCAUCCUGGAGCCACGCUCCUUCCUGGACAAACUGUCCGAUUACUACUAUCACGCUGACUUCCUGUCCGAAGCGGCGGUGGAGGAAAACGCUUAUAACCGUCUGAAGAAAGUGGUCAAAUGGUACAUUUCUGGAUUCUACAAGAAGCCAAAGGGUUUGAAGAAACCGUACAACCCCAUUAUCGGAGAAACAUUUCGCUGUUUGUGGCUCCACACCAAGACCAACAGCAAAACCUUCUACAUCGCAGAACAGGUAUCCCAUCAUCCUCCGGUGUCAGCCUUUUACGUCAGCAACAGGAAGGAUGGCUUUUGUCUCAGCGGCAGCAUCCUGGCCAAGUCCAAGUUUUACGGAAACUCUCUGUCUGCCAUCUUGGACGGUGAAGCCAGGCUGUCGUUUCUGAACAGAGGAGAGGAUUAUGUGAUGAACAUGCCCUACGCACACUGCAAAGGGAUCCUGUACGGGACGAUGACUCUGGAGUUGGGCGGUCAGGUGUCCAUCGCCUGUGAGAAGACGGGCUACAGCGCUCUACUGGAGUUCAGACUCAAGCCGUUCCUCGGCAGCAGUGAUAUCGUGAAUCAGAUCAGUGGGAAGAUCAAGCUCGGGAAGGAGGUGCUGGCGACACUUGAGGGGCACUGGGACAGUGAAGUCUUCAUCAACGAUAAGAAGACGGGUGAGAUAGAGACGUUCUGGAACCCGACGCCGGAGCUGAGACAGAGGCGUCUGAUCCGCUGCACCGUUCCUCCUGAAGAACAGAGCGAGUUCGAGUCCGAGAGGCUGUGGCAGCAUGUGACACGAGCCAUCAAUAACAAGGACCAGACGGAGGCGACCAACGAGAAGUUCAUCCUGGAGGAGGUCCAGAGGAAAGCGGCCCGCGAGCGCAAGGCCAAGUGUGAGGAGUGGACGCCCGCUCUGUUCGAGCAGGACCCGGUCACCGGAGAGUGGCAUUACCGCUACGCCGACACUCGUCCGUGGGAUCCACUCAACGAUCUGAUUCAGUUCGAGAAAGACGGCUUUAUUCAGACCAAAGUGCGCCACAGGACGCCUAUGGUACGUUCAGCCAGUGUAGUUAGUCUCAGUACCCAGCAGGGCUCCCGGAGGGACAAUUACCUGAGCCAGGUGACGGGACCAAAGCGGAAACAUAAGAGUGACAAACCCAAAAGUCCGGAAAGUGGCUGUUCGUCCCCGGAGCCGGACCACCAGGACUCUUCAGGCAGCGAGAGGCACAAGAGCAAACACAGCAGCCGCCUCCGAAAGAAAGGAACAGAUCUGAGUGAAAUCCAAAGUGCCAUCGAGUCGAUCAGAAAAACCCAGGAAGACAUUAACAGGAGCGUCAACGCUUUGAGGAGUCGAGUGGCGAGUCAGUCGGCAUCAGAGAGUUCGUUCCUCACGCGUCGAGACGUGUCCAUCAUCCUCUUCCUCAUCUUCCUCCAGCUCCUCCUCAACUUCCUCUUUAAGUAACGGUCGGGAAUGACCGAGAAACCUCACUCCAUCCCUUCAGCACUCCAUCCUCCUGUCAGUAUCGCCUCACGGUUUUGUGUCGCUUUUUUAUGAGUGUGUGUUGCGAUCGCUACAAAGGGACGGCCAGUAUCAGGUUGAAGUGCAUCGUGGGAUGUUUUAUAAAUGACUGUUUACUUUUAUUCUUCAAAACGAGGAAAUCCCAUUAACCCUUUUAAUCAUUUAAACCAUUGCUUUAUUUAUUUUAUUAAAUUUUUUCCCAUUGAUUAGCGCCCCCUGCUGUAGCGGAGGACGUGAGUUGAAUAACAAACUAAAUAUGAUCAAAUCUAGGUCAUUUUUCCCCCUUAAAUAAGAGGGAAAUAUUAUAUAUAUAUAUAAAAUUUAUAUAUAUAUAUAUAUAUAUAUAUACAAAAAAUGUCAUAUUCUACACAUCCGGUUUCUAUUCGUUGAGUUUUUUAUGAAUUUGUGUUGCUAUUGCUGCAAAAGAAUGGAAAAUGUUGUGGAUUAAAGUGCAUUGUGGGAGGUUUUAGAAGCGACUGUUUACUUUAUUCUUCAAAACGAGGAAAUAUCAUCAGCUUCUUAACUAUUUGAACCAUUUUUUUUAAUUUAUUGUAAUAAUAUUUUACCCUCCAUCAGCGCCCCCUGCUGUAGUGGAGGACGUCAGUCGAUAAAUGAACUAAAUGGGUGAAUAUUAUAAAUUCUAGGUCAUUUUUCCCCACCAAAGAAAACCCUGUUGUACAUAUAUUAAGCAUUGUGAUAUUAUUUUAUGACAAAUGAGCAUAUUUCACCCCUUUCACCAACACAUUAUAGUAAUGAAAAUGUAAAAAAGAAAUGAAAAUGAUCCUAAAGCAGAAAAAAAUGUGAUUUAAUUUCUCGGGGACUGAAAAACAACCUGAACUUUUGUUGAUGUUGUUGUUGUUGUUUAAGAUUCACUCAUAUAAAACUUAAAAGGGUUAAACAUUGCUGAUGUUACUGGCAUUUUACGACCAUUUUAUUAAACGAAUGAAGGAUGCUUGUGAGUUGAGGUCAAAUUGUAUGUUAUUUAAAUCCGUUUCCGGGAACAAUUUCACUAGAAAUCUUAAUUUUAACAGCACAGUAUCUGGAUCCUGCAUUUCAUACCUUCCUAAAUCGCGUUCGAAGGUAAUAAUGUCUAAUUUAUUUGAACGAUACCGAAGCGUGUACAGCAUAGCGAGCGUCUCAUUUAAUAUUAAUCAGAGGAAAGCGUAGAUCUAGGCGUAGUAAACCUGUAGCAGGAAAUACUGUUGCGUAUGUUUGUAGUUCCACUGUUACAUCAGACUAGAUGUACGAUUAACAAGCCAAACAGUCUGAGAGUAGAUUAGAGUGUAAGCGUCACAUCUGUAUAUAGUAUAGAACAGAUUUCCUUUUGUACUUCUAGAGAAACGCCGUGACCCAUAGCCCACGUGUCUUUGUUCUGCAAGUGUUCGUUGGCUUGCACAGCGUCCAAUCAGAUGUUUGAAUGUGCUCACGUCGACAAUAACUACUUUAAAAACUACGUGCCUUUACAAGCGGGUCUUGCAGAGUGAUUUUGAGCCUGACUGUUGAAUUCCUACCACGGUUUGUCUUUCUUUCUCACUUCGAGUGACUGUGCCAUAUCGGUUGGUGUGUGGCUCGGUGUUUUAGAUUGGUCCCAGAGCUCAACGCUGCCAUCGAUCUGCGUGUCUUUAGCCAUGCGUCUGCCACUGAACCAGGGAUCAAACUGCUCAUGCAUCGUCUUCGUAUGCUUCUAGCACGUUUGCUUUCUUUUUAAAACGUUUUUACUCCAGGCGAUCCAUGUUUGGUUUUGUUUUUGUUUGUUUGAUUGUUUCCUGCAGCUGUCUCUAUGUACAGAUUAUACUUUAUUUGUAAUACAGAAAUAACUUCCUGUGAGUUUAUUGUCACCUGUGACAUAUCACCAAAUAAACGAAAAAAAAGACCGAA
Messenger RNA from Carassius gibelio (silver crucian carp), 5011 nucleotides. Its product is annotated as oxysterol-binding protein-related protein 8. NCBI's taxonomy places the organism in Eukaryota, Metazoa, Chordata, Actinopteri, Cypriniformes, Cyprinidae. The record is from RefSeq and is a predicted model, not a curated record. The transcript has 24 exons. Bases 353 to 3076 code for a protein of 907 amino acids. Gene Ontology annotation, cellular component: membrane; intracellular membrane-bounded organelle; cytosol. Gene Ontology annotation, molecular function: cholesterol binding.